AUGAACGUGGAGGUGACUACCCUCUUGGCCGCCCUGUGGGUUUGUGUUUGGACGGAAGACGCGGGGAAAAUAGUCGCUGAUCGCUACGCGGUUUACUGGAACAGCAGCAACGCCAGGUUUCACCAGGGGGAUUACACGGUUGGCGUCUGCAUCAACGACUACCUUGACAUCUACUGCCCUCACUAUGGGGAGCGCGUGCCCGAGUCCAGGACGGAGAGCUACAUCCUGUACAUGGUGAAUUUUGACGGGUACCGGAGUUGCGAUCACAAGAACCAUGGCUUCAAACGGUGGGAGUGUAACCGGCCCCGCUCCCCCAACGGGCCCCUCAAGUUCUCAGAGAAGUUCCAGCUCUUCACUCCCUUUUCUCUGGGAUUCGAAUUCCGACCAGGGAACGAUUAUUAUUAUAUAUCAUCACCUCACCCUAAUAUUAUUGGGAAGCCAUGCUUAAAGCUAAAAGUAUACGUUCGACCAACAAACAGUUGUAUGGAAGCAGUAGGGGUGAAUGAAGGUGAUUUCGAUGUAAGCAACAGUUCAGUAGAAGCAUCAGACGAUUCUAUAUAUGAAUCUCCAGAGCCAUAUCACGAUGGCAUGACGACCUUAAGGAUGUCCUGGCUGAUCUUAGCCACAGCAUUCCUCCUGACCCUGCUCACGUCAUAGCACUCGAAACACAGGCGAUUUCUGUGUAAAGGACUUGAACCAAAGUGUAGACGGCACACGUGAGUGACUUGGGUCAGAACAGAAGAGACCCCAUUUUCUGAGAGGCGUUGCCGUUAACACAAAUCAUUUGAGGAACAGAUGUGAUCCAUUAAUGCUUUCCGAGAAGGGAAUUUCUCAUUUUCUUGUGAAGUUCUGCCCUGGGCCACCGAGGCUUGAUAUAAAGUACAAAAAAAAUAGCAUCAGAUAUCUCCGCGGAGGUUUUUUUGCAGAUAAACGUUCCUCAAAUGGAAUCUAUGUUGGUGCAAUUAUUCAUUCCACCAAUAGGUCAGGACUCAAGACGGGAAAAACGGAGAUGCCUUUGGGAGAAUUCGAUCAUCCAUGGUCCUUUCAGCACUGCUCAUCAUGUUAAUACCAUGCUGAUUUGCCACAAAACCGACUCAUUUCUUUGCUACUUAGGGUUUUAUGUUUCGUUUGCCUUUUGAUUGUUUCACAAAAACGCCUGGGUUUGAAAAUUCUCCAGCAAAGGCCGAUGGCUUCAUUCAUGAAAGAUGGCAUAUAUCUAGUCUCAAUCCGAAUGGGG
Molecule: messenger RNA, 1237 nt
Organism: Callorhinchus milii (elephant shark)
Lineage: Eukaryota; Metazoa; Chordata; Chondrichthyes; Chimaeriformes; Callorhinchidae
Product: ephrin-A2
Exons: 5
Coding region: 1-657 (218 amino acids)
Biological process (GO): osteoclast differentiation; ephrin receptor signaling pathway; axon guidance
Cellular component (GO): plasma membrane
Molecular function (GO): ephrin receptor binding
Source: RefSeq, a predicted model, not a curated record